Messenger RNA from Mycena citricolor, 8460 nucleotides. The record is from the annotation of a GenBank genome assembly. NCBI's taxonomy places the organism in Eukaryota, Fungi, Basidiomycota, Agaricomycetes, Agaricales, Mycenaceae.
GUCGAUCUUGCUGUCCGCCCUGCGCUACCCUCAGUCUGACCCUUGUACUCCCUAAGUUAUCAACUAUGUUGUAACCUUACCUAGGCCUGAGGCUUUACGACUCGGAACAUUGUCCGCCCGCAUACUUCUUCCUCUCUCUUCCACUUCGCCAUGCAUUCGAAUAAGAGGAAACGGAGUUCUACGAGACUUUCGCCCACAAGCCAGGCCACGAAAGAACUAGACUGGUGGAUAGAGGUCCCCCCGUCUCCGUAUCCCACAGGGUCAUCAAUACGCGAGCUCAAGUCCAAUCCUCCAUAUCACCCAAAUGCUCAGAGUCGCCUCGAGUCUCCCUGCAAGAAAUCGCGGACGAGCGCUAACGAUAGGCUCCCCUCGGUCGUCUCAUUCCCGCGGCAACUCUCCCCGACGUUUUCCGACGCGUAUCCUCUAUCUUCGUCCUCGAAAUUUCGGUCACGAGUUCACUCACCGUCUCCGACGUUCUCAACUACCGAGCCAGACCCGCCGUUCACAUCUGCCAGUGGGAUAUCGACCCGGCCAACAUCGCCUACCUACUCUGCUUAUGACUCGGACGAAGAUGCGACUGGCAGUAAUCUUCCGACCGUCAACAAGACCGAAGCUGAGCUGUCUGAGUGUCUUGGCGAAUCAAGCGGCCAUCGUCGGGAAAUACCUAUCCGCCGACUAGAUCUGAUGAGGAUGUACGACGAGGAGGGCCAGUCGGUUUCUCCUGAGGAAGUUGUGUUCUCUGGCAGAGCCUGCUUCUACCUGGCAUCUGGAAUCGUGAGCGCGGUCGUGGAUGACGGGAAUAUCGACGAUGGGGAGGAAGAUGCUGAAGAUGAGGUCCGCGUUUUCGUCAAGGACCUUCGUAUCGUCUCCCUGAAUGUGCAUCACUUUGACUCGGAGAGCGAGACAUUCGAUAGGCAUAAAUUUAGGCACAUAUACAUCGAAACCAAUGAAGCUUGGUACCGACUGGACGAACCCUCCGCGGACUACGAGGACUUAUGGCUUUCCUUCCUUCGCAAACAACGCGCUUGCAACGAUGUUCUUCUGGAUUGCUUGCAGAACGAUUCUGAAACAGACUUGGACGUGAGCCAAUGGCAGGGGAAGGAUCACCGUGAAGCUUAUCGACUCUAUGUGACGCAAGUCUUGUAUUAUCUCUCUGAGCGUCAAGCCCGGCCUGCAUGCCGGUUCUUCAGGACUCCUCUGAUCGCCGGACUCGUCGAGGGACUUGUCGACAUUGGCGCCUUGAAAAACCCUGCUCAAGGGACCAAACGUGUGAUCAAGGACAUUACAAAGGGGGGAAUCAAGACUCCUCUCACUGCCAUGGUCUGGAAACAAGUCCACUCCCUCGUGCCUUGCACAACGGUUUCCGUAGGUGACGAGGAUGACACCUUGUCGGAACCCGAGCCCGAGGAAAUGGAUGAGCACCCGGACAAUCCUGACCUCAUCCGACUCGAUGGGGACUGCGACGAGUGGGUCCGUUUCUCGGAAGCUGAGAUAGACGGCACCAUCUACAAGAUUGGAGACAUCGUUGCUGUCAAAUGCGGAGAUGACGACGACAGACAUAGACAUAUCAGCGAGCGAGCAUCUAGAAGCUAUUGCGUCAACGCGUUCGCUCAGGAUCAUUGGUUUUGCGUGAUUCGUUAUUUUUACGAGGACGAUAAUGAGACAAUGCUCCACGGCCAGUGGUUCCAACACAGCAGUCGGAUUUUCUUUCAAGAUUUUGCCCACAGUCAAGAACUGGUGUAUCUAAACGAAUGUGCGGACUUGUCUGUCCAAGCGAUUUUCCAAAAGGCGCAAGUCAGGAUCUUGGACGCGGAUGACUUGGAGUGGCCAGACAGAAGUGACCCUACGUCUCGUGUAUACUUUUGCCGUUCUAUAUAUGACGACACUGCCCAUUCAUUAGAGUCACUUGAGGAACGGGAUAGAGAAGAGCUCCGUGGCGAGCACGACGCGUUGGAAUGCAAAAACUGCCAUCGGAAGGAGUACCUCGACAAGUUUGAUUCAACCCAGCUGCUCACAAGAACCGAGGAUUCGACGGUAGUCACCGGCUUUGAACAUUAUCUGGUCCAAUACCAUCUGAACGAGUUUGUCUUCAUCAAGCCAGAAAAACGCUCGGACGACCCGAAGAAAACGGACAAAACUCAGCUACUUUUGAUUGCGCAGAUUCUCGAGAUAAAGCCGAACCGGGAGAAAGUUCUCAUCCAGCGAUAUCGUCGUGCUGUCUCGCGUGUCUUCAAUGAGAGAGGCUUGUUCAAAUCGAAGGACAAGCCGAUGUGGAUUCAUUUCGAACAAGUCGAGUCCAAGUGUUUCGUCAAGUUCUUUGAACCCGAUCAGUUAUCUGGAGUCGAGCAGUGGAUUGAAGAGGACUACACGCACUUUUAUGUCGCUGCAUGUGAAGAGAGCCCUGAAAAACCUCUAUGCGAAGAAUGCCUGGACAACGAAGAGCAAAAUAAUCAGAAGACUCGGACCUUCUUCGACAAACAUAAAUUGCGGGGGAUGGAGGUCUUCGCGGGCGCAGGUGGCCUGUCUCUUGGACUAGAGGAAGGCAAGGGUAUCGAGAUCAAAUGGGCGGUCGAACUCGAUGCAUCUGCGGCAAAGACUUUCGCCGCCAAUCAUACGGCUUCAGCAGUCCUCUGUGUGGAUAUUAAAAAGUUGCUUAGAUAUGUCGUCGACCGCCGUGACCACAAAUCACCGGACCCUUUGAGGACCGAGGCUGGUCAGGUGAUUGACGACAAGCUGAUCCCUCAUCCGGGACAGGUUGACUUUCUUUGCGGUGGGCCGCCUUGCCAGAGCUUCUCUGGAGCGAAUCGAUUCAAGCGAGAUAAUGAUGAGAGGUCUAUGCUCCCUUUCGUGAUGCUCAGUCUCGCAGAGGUGUAUCGACCCAAGUAUUUCCUCCUGGAGAAUGUGACGGGGCUGUUGUAUCACAAGCUGUCCUCACCCACAACAAAGCAAGUCAUUCCGAUGGGCACCUUCAAGCUCAUUAUGCGGGUCCUCCACGCUCUGCGAUUCCAAGUUCAGGCGAAGGUCGUGCAGGCGGGGCAGUACGGUGUGCCGCAAUACCGGGAGCGCGUGAUCUUUCUUGCCGCGCGGAACGAUGCGAAGCUACCGAGUUUCCCGACUCCGAUCACCACGUUUGUCAAAGGACGCAAGUACAAACUGUCGCACCAGGAUCAGGCUUUUCUGCGCGCGCCGACGCGUGAUCCAGGUCCAGAUGUGGAGGAAGACAGCUAUGCGCCCCACUGCAGAGUGACGGUCCGCGAUGUCAUAUCUGAUUUGCCACUCUGGGAAUGGGCUGGAUUUCAGCGUCAAGAGCAAGAUGCUGACAUCGUUACCUUUGACGCUUCGGUGAAGCCUUUGAUGGCCCCUCCAAUCGGAUAUCAUCAACCUGUGGGCUACGCAGGCCCUCCUCAAACCCCGUAUCAGAAGGCACUGCGUGGUUCCGGAAGCAAGCGAGUGCGCGACCAUGUCACGAACUAUUAUUCAGCGCGUCUUUUGACCCUCUGUGCACAUAUCCCGCUUUCAUCGAAAAGCAAUCCUCUUCCGUGUUACGAAGGUCAAGCCCCUCAUUCGCCACUUGUCUGUGUUACUGAUUCCCAAGCAGAUCUGCCGAAGAGUCUGAACUACAAGCUCAAAGGAGGCAUGUCCUAUGGCCGUCUCAACGAAGCGUCGUACUUCUCAACUGCCAUGACAAUUGUGAACCCAUCCUCGAAAGGUGCUCGUCUUCUUCAUCCCAAUCUAAAUCGAGUUGUCACCGUGCUCGAGGCCAAACGAAGCCAAGGAUUUCCGGACGAUUUCGUCCUGGAGUCGGUGGAAACGGUUCCGCGUCUCAGGGUCAAAGACUUCUAUCGUCAGAUUGGCAACGCUGUUCCGGUCAAGUUGGGUGCUGCUUUUGGGAGGAGUAUCGGGGCCGCGUUUUACAUAGAUCACAGUGAUGGCGAGGCGGCCGAGAGUCGCGCUACUAAUGAGCGCGUUCCCAGUCCGGAAUAUUAAUCAAGGCAUUGUGCAGUGCUUUGAAAUAUUUACGAUCAAGUAAAACUGACUGCUGGUCGAGCAACUUAGACGUGAGAGUGCCAAGGCUUCAACUGUCCAAGCCUCGAUGUAGGUGACAAGUGAUGACGGGAGAAUCGACAUGGAACCACGCGAGAGGCUUGUGGCUGUGCCGCCCAUUUCUUCCUCGAUGUUACUACCAUGGCCACUCUUUCUCGGACUACUCCUACACCACGCAUCCUACCAUCCUGUCUCUGCCGCACGCCCAUCAAAGCGAUUCUACGAUACACAUAACUACUAUGUCCUCGAACACGACCCGUCGUCCGGCGAGCCGCUAAGCGACGUCGCAACCGCGCUGGGAGUCGAGAUCGUCGAGCAGGCGGGGGAACUGGCUAACCACUGGCUCGCACGGACGAAGAAGUCCGCGCUCGAGGUGCGCGGGGAGCAGGAGGCGUCCGACCGCGUUGUCGAGCGCUACAACGCGCUACGGCGGGGCGCUCCAGACGCAGACGCGCAUGGACGGCGCUCCUCGGCGCUCGCUGCGGCCGUGCCCUAUCUCGCGCGCCAGACGCUGCGCCAGCGAGAAAAGCGGGCGCCGCCUCCGCCGAUUCCCACCCCCAGUCCCGAGGCAUGGACCGCGCAGGCUGUCGCCGACCGACUGAAGAUCGAGGACCCGAUGUUCACGCAGCAGUGGCACUUGGUGAACGACAACGCCGACCAGCGGGGCCACGAUAUGAAUGUCACGGGCGCAUGGGAGAUUCUGAAGCUGACCGGGAAGGGCGUCAUAUCGUCGUUCGUAGAUGAUGGGUUGGACUACACUUCCGAGGAUCUGAAGGCUAAUUUCGAUGCGGACGACUCGUACGACUUCAACGACCACGUCGAACUGCCCUACCCCAAACUCUCUGACGACCAUCACGGCACACGGUGUGCCGGCCAGGUCGCUGCCGGAAAGAACAAAGCAUGCGGUGUUGGUAUUGCGUACGCAUCCCGCGUUGCUGGCGUCCGAAUUCUCUCGGGGCCCAUAUCGGACGUGGACGAAGCCGCCUCGCUCAACUACGGUUACAACAAUGUGUCGAUCUACUCGUGCUCCUGGGGUCCCCCUGACACGGGAAAGGCGAUGGAAGCACCCGGAUACCUCAUCAAGAAGGCCAUCGUCAACGGGAUUACCAACGGCCGAAAUGGAAAAGGGUCCAUCUACGUCUUCGCGAGCGGAAACGGCGCCGCGCAUGGCGACCAGUGCAACUUCGACGGGUACACAAACAGCAUCUAUUCUGUGACGGUUUCCUCGGUCGACUGGAAGGGUCUGCAUCCAUAUUACUCCGAGCCGUGUGCAGCGAACAUGGUGGUCGCUUACAGCUCGGGUAGCGGAAAGUCUAUUGUCACCACGGACAAGGGCGAGAAUGCAUGUGCCACCACUCAUGGCGGUACAUCGGCAGCUGCACCGAAUGCAGUCGGUGUCUUCGCACUGGCAUUGGAAGCCCGACCCGACUUGACCUGGCGAGACAUUCAACACCUCUGUGUGCUGAAUGCGCGGAGGAUCAAUGUCGACGACCCGGAUUGGGAAGCCACUGCUCUUCCUGGUCGGAUGUACUCCUACAAGUACGGAUUCGGAGCGUUGGAUGGAUAUGAAUACAUCAAAGCAGCCAUGAGCUGGAAACUGGUCAAGCCCCAGGUCUGGUUCCGGACGAAGGCGAUCCAGUUCGAAAACGGGACGAUGGCGGCUUACGAGCAGUACUCGGGCGGCCAACACAUCGGGCGGGACGGGAUUACGAGUGUGAUGACGAUCACCAAGGAGAUGCUCGCGGAGAACAACUUUGAGACGUUGGAGCAUGUGAAUGUGAAGGUGUGGAUCCAGCACGGCCGACGCGGUGAUGUCGAGGUCGAGCUCGUCAGCCCCACUGGUAUCCGCAGUGUUUUGGCGGGAAAACGGAACGGGGACGGUGCGACGACUGGCUAUCCUGGGUGGACUUUCAUGUCUGUAAAGCACUGGGGCGAAAACCCCAUUGGAGAUUGGACGAUCAAAGUGACAAGCUCUGCUUCGUCUCAAACCAACGGAAGCUUCUUGGGCUGGAACAUGAUGUUCUGGGGCUCUGCUGUCGAUGGAUCGAAGGCCUUCCCGUUUCAAGUUCCCCAUGACGAUGACGAUGUGAUCUUCCCUCCGCUAGUCGAUGCGGUACCGCCUCCCCGGCCAAACCUGACGACAUCUUUGGCUGCCAGCUCGACAAAGCAACACUCGAAACCGACUGCGCAUCUUCCAGGGGAUCACGGGGAUGCUGCCGGAGAAAAUACGAAUGCGACGUUCCCUGGACAAGGCAAGCCCGUCGACGACAGUGUGUUGUUUAGCACGUCUUUGUCAGUUUCCCCGACUGCCUCGAGCUCGCCGAGCCCCUCGAGUACCCGGUCGAGUCACCCAACUGCCGAUGAGGGCUGGUUCUCGGACAUGUCGAACCUGGUUAAAAGCCAAGCAUGGUUCUUUGUCGCCAUCGGUGCCGUUGCUGUGUUCAUCGCUGGUGCGGGGAUCUUCUUCUGGCGUCGCCGGGCGAGACAGUUGCGCAAUUACUCGACACUGCCGGAGGGUGAUGACGUUCCGAUGAGCGGCGUUAGGUCCGGUCGUACGAGCGGUGGAGGGCGAACGAAAGAGCUGUAUGAUGCAUUUGGAGAGGUCUCGGAUGACGAGGAUGAAGCUGAUGAGCAGACGCGGUUGACUUCCACAGUGCGCGACGGCGCGUAUCGGGAUCAGCCGACUGAUCAGCCCCAGGCGGGAUCUUCAUCGCAUUAUCGAGACGAGCCGGCAUCUGGGGCUGCGAGUCCCGCGAACAGGAGUGAUGGCAGCUGGGACCGGGCUUCCUCGUAGACAAUCUCUGCUGUAUCUAUUUAUACCAGAGGAUAUAUGCGUGGUCUAUGUAUCUGUAUCAGCUCUCAAUGGCAGGUCGGCUGAACGCCAAUGAUGCUAACAGUCCAUAAUGGUCGCUGACCCACACCGGAUUUUUGUCGCGCUCUACUCGCAGCCCCACUCCGACACGCUGAACAAUCGUAGCGCUUACGUUUCCGGCGAAAAGGACUUUGUCCAUUCUGCGCGGUGGAAACCGAUUUUUAGGCUGGUAGCCCCAGGUAUGACCGUCCGCCUCGCCCGUGUCGUCUCCUUCAGCGUUUGACUCAUGACCCUCUUUCUUCACCCACGCGUCCGCGAGACCGACUUCCUCGGGCAGAUCCUGGUCAGUCGGCGCGAUGCAGUUCAUGUCGCCCGCAACCACACCACCGUCGAUCCCUGGCGCCGUCAACAACUUCGCGAUCUUUGCCAGCUGUUUGGGGCGUGCCGCGUCGCCAAAGCCGCGGAGCGACUCCAGAUGCGUGUUGGCGAUCCGCAGUCGGAAGAGGGCAGAUCGCUCUUCGGCAUGCGGCAGGUGCAGGUCCAAGUCGACGUAUAGACAGUCGCGACUCAUCCGCGUCUCCGAAUUGCGCGCGAAGGGCACACGCGUCACGGCGGAGACGUACGCGGCGAGGGGUUCGGGACGAGCGUCAGCGUGCUGUAGCUUUGGGAAGACGCGUCGUUCGUGAUGUGGUAGCGGGUGCGGAUGAAGUCGUGUGCCAGAAGGGGCGCGAAGCAGUCCUGGUCGACCUCCUGCAGCAGGAUGACUGUGGGCUGCGCUGAGGAUUGGGAAAGAAGGCUCUCGAGGUGAUCCAGCGCGGCUUUGAAGCGGGUGAUCAAUAGGGAGCCAGCAAAGUCGAUGUUCCAGGACAAGAGAGACAGCCGCGGAGGUGACUCUGCCACGGUUUGGCCUGGGACAUGGGCCAUCGAGGGAAUCCAUUUGCGUGUAGUGGCAUCGAAAUGGAGCAGCCUUCCCUCUGCGCUUGUAUUUGCCUCCAAUUCCAUGGACUUCAAGGGAUCCCGGGGCGACUGGGACCAGAUGGAUCUCGAUGUUGUGGGCGUGCGGCGCACGAACUUGAAAUUGCAAUAGCGUGCGGUGUCCGAGAGCCAGCCAGUGCUCAAAGAUCGCUUACAAAAGUUCUGAAGGAGCCGUGCAUGCAGCACUCCGAAGCUCGCCAGUGCUGAGCUGAUAGAUCGUUUCCAAGUCGGAAGCACCGAGUCUGCACAACUUGAAUGACAUCACUGGCCACGAGACCAAGGCUAUGCCGUAUGACAUCGAUUGUUCAUCUAAUCUAAUCUCUAGCUGCAUAUCUAACUCAAAUGCCCCUGCCUGUACAAGAUCCUCUGCUGCCCUCGAGAAAUAAAAGUUUCACUGCACACGGCCGGUGAUAAAAUAUGGAGGGAGUCUCGGUCUGCAGGGGUCGAAGGCUUCGAGGGGAGGUUUUAGGAACCCUCAAAGUUCACUGCUUGAUGUCAGAAGAGAUGAUGACGACGCCCGAUUGACGAACGCACAACAAGGGAAAAAAUUGUUGCGUUUAUUUGACUUUGCAUCGUUUGAGAUCGUCUCUUGCAAACCGGCGCUAGAGAGAGGUGUGUCAAGGGAGGUC